Molecule: messenger RNA, 3092 nt
Organism: Tyto alba (common barn owl)
Lineage: Eukaryota; Metazoa; Chordata; Aves; Strigiformes; Tytonidae
Gene: SPRTN
Product: SprT-like N-terminal domain
Exons: 5
Coding region: 71-1561 (496 amino acids)
Biological process (GO): DNA repair
Cellular component (GO): nucleus
Molecular function (GO): polyubiquitin modification-dependent protein binding; metalloendopeptidase activity; single-stranded DNA binding
Source: RefSeq, a predicted model, not a curated record
CCGUGUGGCGCUGUGCGCGUGCGCUCGGGGGCCUGCCGAGGCGCCGCUCCCGGUCGGCGGUUGGGGCGGGAUGGAGCGGGACUUUGUGCUGGCGCUGCAGCUCCAGGAGCUGUGGGAGGCGGAGGAGGCGGCGGCGGCAGCGGCAGCAGCAAGCCCUGAGGCCCCGCCGCAGCGCUCGCCCCCCCGCCCGCUGUCGGUGGUGGAUGAGGCCUGGGAGCUGCUGGACCCCAGCCCCGACGUGCACGGCCUCUUCGUGCAGUUCAACGAGGCGCUUUUCUGGGGGCGCCUGGCGGCGGUCGAGGUGUCGUGGAGCCCGCGCAUGACCCUCUGUGCUGGAGUAUGUAGAUAUGAAGGAAGAGGUGGAAUGUGUUCCAUUCGUCUAAGUGAGCCGCUCUUAAAGUUAAGACCAAGGAAGGAUCUUGUUGAGACACUGUUGCAUGAAAUGAUCCACGCUCUGCUGUUUGUUACGAAUAAUGACAAAGAUCGUGAAUCUCAUGGACCAGAGUUCCGCAAACACAUGUGCCGCAUUAAUCGCUUGACUGGAGCCAAUGUCACAAUCUAUCAUACUUUUCAUGAUGAGGUGGAUUUGUACCGCCAGCACUGGUGGCGAUGCAAUGGCCCCUGUCAAAAUAGAAAACCUUACUUUGGGUAUGUGAAACGUUCAAUGAAUAGAGCCCCCUCUGCGCGAGACUUCUGGUGGGUUGAGCAUCAAGAGACGUGUGGGGGCACGUUCACAAAAGUAAAGGAGCCAGAGAACUUCUCUAAGAAAUCCAAGGAGAAAACUCAGCCAGUAAAACUUCCAAAUUCCGAGUCAACUAACAAAGGCAAGACACAAAUGCGUGAUACUCAAGAUCUGAUGCCUUUUAGUGGAAAGGGAUAUCGGCUUGGAGGAGGAGACAGUGGACUCUCAGAAAAAUGCACAAAUUCCAGCAUCAGUAUUAGAAACAGUGAAACACCUGUUUCACAGCAGCGUUCAGCAGUAAGGACAAUACCAAUCCCUAAAAAUGAGAUAAAAUUUGAAAAAUCACCCCAUAGUGGCAUCUUCUUUCCACUUUAUACUGAUGAUGCCAGUGAGAAAAUCAACUUAGCUUCAAAUGAUGACUUUCCUAAACCCUCUGUUGCUAAUACAAAAGCUUACAAGAAUGUUAGCAGAUCGCCUGUUAAAAUUGCUCAUGUUAGGGAAGAAAAAUCAAAUCAGGGUUCUGCAAAUGGCAAGAGGGUUAUGCCACCUUAUAACAGGCCACUGAAACAAAUUCGUUUUGAGCAGACAACAGCAGCUCAGGUUGCAUCUGAGAAAAAAAGUUCAGCAUGUACUAAUGCACUGCAGCAAUGGCCAAAAAUUGAAGACAAAAAUGCCUUUGAAAACUAUUUUGUUAAAAAAGGGAGUACUGAUGUCACUUCAAGCAUAAAUACACCUGUGAAAACCAAAGCUGAAACUGUAGUGUCCUCUGCAAGUUCCAGCACUGCUGUAAGGCAGGAUAAAAAAGUCAGUUGUCCUGUUUGUCAGGCUGAGGUUUUGGAGUCUAAAAUAAAUGAACACCUUGAUUCUUGUCUUGCAUAAAACCUUUCAGAAAGCUGUCUCAAAAAGAUAAACCAGGGCUGAAAGCAUUGCUUGAAAACUACUUUGCUCGGGGUUUCCUUAGCUGUGGUUACUUCCCCGUGUGCCUGUUCUGAACCGGAACUUAAACUACUGUCAGCACACUGAACAGGUUUUGUGGGGUUGCAGAUCAGCACUCAGUGGGAAGCUAGCUACUGCUAGGUUGUGUUCCAAAGGAUCAAAUACUCAGGUUUUAGUAGGUGGAUGUUUGUGCCAGUGUUCUUGCUGCAGAAUCUGGGUGAUUCAAGAGAAGGUAGAUACUUGCUAAACUACGUAUUUUCAAGACAGUUUUUAAAAUUAAGACUUCAAUCCUGCUAAUUCAUCUUAAGACUCCUUUGUGUUGCUUUAGGUUUUUUUAAGUGUUUCUGGCCAUUCUUAAAGUUAACCACCUAUAGCAGAUAAGAAUUCUUCUGUUCUCUGCAAUGUAAUUAAGUGGCAUGUAUUUUUUGAAUAGUAUAUAUUUUGCAUAAGCCACAAUUACACUCUCAGGUGGUCCUUCUCAUCUUGACAUUUUUGAAAAGAUAGACGAGAGUGAGAAUCUCAAAUACAGUCUUUUGUCAAAGAUGGGAGAGGCACAGGUAUCAAAAGCACAGCAAAGCAUCCAUUUAGGGUUAAUGGGUGGAUUGUAGCAGGAAAAGAGAAAAUCCAGAAGGACAAUAAAGGUGCUAGAAAAUUAAGCACAAGAUAUGUAGUAGAUGAGGAGAAGGCCCUACACUUAAGGGCUCAAUUAAGAAAACUGUCUUGAGGCGCUUGUUUUUGAAAAAGGAUUUAAAAAUGAGCUAUAGUGUUAAAAGUUGGUGUGGUCAAAUGGAAGCUAAUGAACUUCAGUUUUAUGUGUGUCUCUUGGUCCAGGAUCCCAGCUGGAUUGUCCACCCACUUUUUCUGAUAGUUCGCACAAACUGUGUUGAAAGUUCACUAGUUUUUUAGGAUGUCAGUAUUCUGUGCGUGGUUAACUGAACAUCAUAUCCUGACAGUAGUAAAAGUUGCGAGGAAUAUUGGUAGCAAUACUGGUAAAGACUGUUUCUGGCCAUGUCAUAAAAGUGUCCACAAUUUUUCAGUUUAACUUCCAGUGCUUUACAGGUCAAAAUAGCAUUAAAUUAACAUUAGCCGACAGUCUGUAUUUUGCUGCUUCUGGAAGCCAGCCAGCUUGGUGGUUAGUAUCCAACAAGCCACUUGGUUGAGUACUAAAACCAUUGUGCUGUGAAAAGUUACGAAUGCUAAGCAGAUGUGGUUUUUAUGUAAACUUUCUGAAAUGUUAACAGUUCUCUUUCUGCACUGAAAGUAUUUAACUAGUUGAACAGUUAACAGCUUGAUUACUUGCAAAACUGAUUAUAAAUAUUUUUGUUUAAAAAAAAAAAAACUAUGCUGUUUCAGAUAUUGUUGCUAUAACUUUAAAUGGCUGUAUUAGCCUUGAAUGCACGUUUGCCUUAUAUAAUCAGUUACUUGAUGCUCCCUUUUUCAACUGGGAAAUAAACUGAUGUGCAAUGGAACUUGG